Molecule: messenger RNA, 1068 nt
Organism: Penicillium verhagenii
Lineage: Eukaryota; Fungi; Ascomycota; Eurotiomycetes; Eurotiales; Aspergillaceae
Exons: 2
Coding region: 1-1068 (355 amino acids)
Biological process (GO): mitochondrial respiratory chain complex I assembly
Cellular component (GO): mitochondrion
Molecular function (GO): S-adenosylmethionine-dependent methyltransferase activity
Source: RefSeq, a predicted model, not a curated record
AUGUUCUCCCUUCAGGCCAUCCGGUCCAGUCUCCCGCGACGAUGUCUCGCCGCAAAUUCCGUGCGGACGUACGCUAGCCAGACCCCCGGUAAUCCCAUGAUAGAGGUAUUCAACCGCAAAACAAAGCACCUGCAAAAGGACCGAGCCGCUCGGAAUGUCGAGGAAAGCCGCAAAGUCGAUUACCUGAAAGAUGAGGUAGCAAGGCGGUUAUGCGAACGGUUGCUGGACAUUAAACGUGAUUUCCCCCAUGUGCUUGAUCUCGGCGCAAAUAGCUGCAACAUCGCGAAAGCAUUGACGACACCGGACCUCGAUAUGGGUGCGCCGGAGGGCGUAUCGACACCGCCGCUGACGCAGAAAAUCCCCAAUCUUACCUGCGUGGAGACAUCGCGGGCUUUGCUACACCGGGACGAGGACAUGCCUUUCAAUAAAGAACUCAAUAUCACCCGCGACGUGAUCCCGGACCUGGAGACACUGCCGUAUCAGCCCAAUACAUUUGAUGCUGUUCUUUCUUCGCUGUCGAUGCACUGGAUCAAUGAUUUGCCGGCCUUGCUGAAUCAAGUCAACACGAUCCUCAAGCCGGAUUGCCCUUUCAUUGGAGCUAUGUUCGGUGGGGAUACUCUGUUCGAGCUCCGGGGGUCGAUGCAGCUGGCUGAUCUGGAGCGACGCGGUGGAGUUAGUCCGCAUGUGUCGCCACUGGCGGAUGUUAAGGACGUGGGAAGUCUGCUCAAUCGUGCUGGGUUCAAGAUGCUCACAGUAGAUGUGGAGGAUAUCGUGGUUGAGUUCCCGGAUACAUUUGCUCUUAUGCAGGAUCUACAGGCUAUGGGUGAAAACAAUGCUAUCAUGCAUCGGGAGGCUGGCCCCAUAUCCCGGGAUGUUUUGUUGGCCAACGAGGCCAUCUACCGUACUCUGCAUAUGGAGGAUGAUGCGCCCGGUAUUCCUGCGACAUUCCGAAUGAUCUACAUGAUUGGCUGGAAGGAGGGCAAGGACCAGCCGCAGCCAUUGCAACGCGGUAGUGGUGAUGUCAACCUGAAGGAUAUCUUGGGUGGAGGCGACUUUGAACGGCCUUGA